UUUAUUUUUUAUUAUCUUGGGAUCCGAACUCAAUAUUUGUUCUUUUCUCUCUUCUCUUCUCUUCUCUCUCUUUCCCGUGACUAAGAAAACUUUAUUUGCGCACGACUUUGCUACACACACGUUUUGAAGCGGUCGGUGUUUGGUUGUUGUUGGGAAAUGGCUACGAAGAAAGUGUUUGGAGCGGUGGAAGCAAGUGAUCUGGUUAAAGAGCUUCGUCGUAGCUUUGAUGAUGGUGUGACUCGUGGUUAUGAAUGGAGAGUUACUCAGCUUAAGAAACUUUUGGUUGUUUUUGAUAACCAUGAACCCGAGAUCGUCGCGGCUCUUCGCGACGAUCUCGGGAAACCUGAGCUUGAAUCUUCUGUUUAUGAGGUAUCUCUAUUGAGGAACUCGGUUAAGUUAGCUCUUAAGCAGCUAAAGAACUGGAUGGCGCCGGAUAAGGCAAAGAUUUCUCUAACAACGUUUCCUGCAUCGGCCGAGAUUGUGUCUGAGCCUCUCGGAGUUGUCCUAGUUAUCUCGGCUUGGAACUAUCCCUUCUUGCUGUCUAUUGAUCCUGUUAUCGGCGCGAUUUCUGCUGGAAAUGCUGUUGUUUUAAAGCCAUCAGAACUGGCUCCAGCAUCGUCUGCUCUGCUCGCGAAGCUAUUCGAACAGUACCUAGACCCUUCUGCGGUGAGGGUUGUUGAAGGAGAUGUUACUGAAACAACUCUGUUGUUGGAUCAAAAGUGGGACAAAAUAUUCUACACAGGUAGUUCGAAAAUCGGGCGUGUCAUAAUGGCGGCAGCUGCAAAACAUCUCACACCGGUUGUCCUGGAGCUUGGAGGAAAAUCUCCUGUCGUAGUCGACUCAAACACCGAUUUGAAAGUUACUGUGAGGCGGAUAAUCGCAGGCAAAUGGGGUUGCAACAAUGGUCAGGCUUGCGUUUCGCCUGACUACAUCUUGACAACAAAAGAAUAUGCUCCAAAACUGAUUGAUACCAUGAAGCAUGAAUUGGAGAAGUUUUACGGGAAGAACCCUAUGGAGUCGAAAGAUAUGUCGCGUAUUAUAAACUCGAACCACUUUGAUCGCUUAUCUAAGCUGUUAGAGGAGAAGGACGUUUCUGACAAAAUCGUCUACGGUGGCGAAAAAGACAGAGAGAAACUGAAAAUUUCUCCAACAAUCUUGCUUGACGUACCAUUAGAUUCUUUGAUCAUGAGUGAAGAAAUAUUUGGCCCUAUCCUUCCAAUCAUCACGGUCAAUAACUUGGAAGAGAGCUUCGACGUGAUUCGUUCUCGACCUAAGCCACUAGCUGCAUAUUUGUUUACACAUAACAAGAAACUUAAAGAAAAAUUCGCCAUGACAGUUUCUGCUGGAGGCAUAGUGGUCAAUGACAUAGCUGUUCAUCUUGCGCUACACACAUUACCAUUCGGAGGAGUAGGCGAAAGUGGAAUGGGUUCUUACCAUGGAAAAUUCUCAUUUGAUGCUUUCAGUCACAAGAAGGCUGUUCUCUACAGAAGCCUAUUUGGUGAUGCACCGGUCAGGUAUCCACCAUACUCGAGAGGGAAGCUUCGAUUGUUAAAAGCGCUUGUCGACAGCAAUAUUUUCGAUAUAUUCAAAGUCCUUCUAGGUUUAUCUUGAAUGGUAAAGAUUGAAAGACAGAAGAAGACACUUCCCCUUAUAUCUUACUUUCUUGGUUUUUACUACCUUAUGAAUAUGGUUGGUUUGUUAUAAAGAUAUAUGAUUUGUUUUAGUGUGGAUUGAAUAUUAAAAGUUGAUAAAUAAAAGCUUUUCUAAA
Molecule: messenger RNA, 1768 nt
Organism: Capsella rubella
Lineage: Eukaryota; Viridiplantae; Streptophyta; Magnoliopsida; Brassicales; Brassicaceae
Product: aldehyde dehydrogenase family 3 member H1
Exons: 10
Coding region: 157-1611 (484 amino acids)
Biological process (GO): aldehyde metabolic process
Cellular component (GO): cytoplasm
Molecular function (GO): aldehyde dehydrogenase (NAD+) activity
Source: RefSeq, a predicted model, not a curated record